This is a messenger RNA of Phragmites australis (common reed), 965 nucleotides long. RefSeq lists its product as uncharacterized. Bases 1 to 711 code for a protein of 236 amino acids. The record is from RefSeq and is a predicted model, not a curated record. Lineage: Eukaryota; Viridiplantae; Streptophyta; Magnoliopsida; Poales; Poaceae. The transcript has 2 exons.
AUGGAGCUGCUGCAAAAUGAGGAAUGGCUAACGUCACUAACUCCCCCAUUGCAGGCUCCAGCUCGUGCUCGUCGAAUACAAAAGCCGCACACCCACAGAGCAAGCUGCUUCACCAAUCGGAGCUCCACUGCGCUCAACCUCCAUGGACGAACCACCGCUGCAUGCACCACUCCUCCCUUUCUCCCUCUCUGCUGGCGAAUAACGCCUGCCCUCUCCCUCAUUUACCAGAUUCAGGCUCGCAGAACAAAAAGUUUUGAGUCCGGCCCCUUUCCUUCCACCAAGGCACCAACCAAGUACUCCAGCAUCUUUUAUCGGAUCUUUGGCCUUCUCCACAUGUCCGCGGCAGCGGCAGGGCAAGAGGUGACGCCGGCCAUCGCGGCGGCGGAGCUCGAGGAGUGGGAGGUGUGCGCGUGCUGCGGGCUGAGGGAGGAGUGCACGCCGGCGUACGCGGCCGGCGUGCGCGCGAGGUACGGCGGGCGGUGGCUGUGCGGGCUCUGCGGCGACGCCGUGGGCGAGGAGGUCGCUGCCGGAGGCGGGUCGGAGCUGGAGCUGGAGGCGGCAAUCGCGAGGCACGCCGCCUUCUGCCGGUCGCUCGGCUGGCGCCGGACGCCGGCCGCGGCCGAGCGGCUCAUCGCGGCGGUGCGGCGGAUGCUCCGCACCGGGGGUGGCAAGGAGAAGGCCGUGGUGGUGGUGGAAUUCCAGGAGGCAUGAUGACCGCCUGAGACGGAUCGAAGAUUUGUUCUUUCAGGCGGCGCUAGCUUUCUCUUUUCCUUUCCAUGUGUUUCGUAAUUUUCAUUUAAGUUCUGAAUAUUUAUAUGCUUGAUUUGGACCUGAAUGUUGCAAUUUCUCCAGCCUUGUACAAGUCUGAGGACAUCAGUAAUUUUGGAAGAAAAGUACUGUAGGAGAUUGUAUAUAUAAAAGCUAGAAGAUGGGAGAAUUCCAUCUUCCAUGUUAUUUAGUUCAAA